AGGUCCAGUCAAUUAAAGCAAUAACUCCCUUUUCGGGUUUGGAAAUGAUCAACACAAUCUACUUUACUAUAAUAAAUCCCACCUAAACAAUCCUAUCAUUUCAUUUUUUUUAUCUCUAAAAAUCAGAACAAAGCACUAAAUCACACCUAAUCAUUCACCUGUACUCACCAAAAGAUUAUCAAAAACAAACAAACAAACAAAGCAAAAAAUACAACAUUCCGUGCUUUGUUCGAACACAAAAAAGGACCAAACAUGGCAGGAAUGCUCCCUGGUGUUGAAUCUGCUAGAAGGAGACGUGUCCAUAAGGCUGGAGUUGAACCUUCUAAUAACAGACGCUCUUCUUUCUGUUUGUAUUCCAGUAAUUCUGAAUCUCGUCUUUCCUCAUCUUCUUCAAUGCAAAGAAACAUAUUAUACCAGACACAGCAAGAUGAGAAUAUGGUAGGAGCAGCAAGAGAAGCUAAACAAAGAUUGGAUGACAAAUUCAGAUCACCAAGAGUAUUAGAAAACACAAGGAAGAAGAGCAUAAAGUGUGUGGAGGGCAGAAAAGAUAGCAUAGAGGAGUUACAAAUUGAGGUGUAUGGUUCAAAGAAAAGUGGGCCAAGGAAGUUCAGUUGGAGCAAAUUGAGCUGGAAAGCAACAGAACAAGAGGAUUGUGCUGUGUGUUUGGAAUCAUUUAAGAUUGGAGAGAAAUUGAUUCCUCUACCUUGUGCUCACAAGUUUCAUUCUACAUGUUUGAAACCUUGGUUGGAAAAUAACUCACACUGUCCAUGUUGUAGAACUACCAUUCUUUUUCUCUAGAUUUUUAAUUUUUCUCAAUUGUCUAAAUUUAAUAGUUGACUUGGUUUUGAUGAAUUGGGAUUUUUUUUACCUUGA
Messenger RNA from Vicia villosa (hairy vetch), 873 nucleotides. RefSeq names its product probable E3 ubiquitin-protein ligase RHY1A. The coding region runs from base 253 to 798 and encodes 181 amino acids. NCBI's taxonomy places the organism in Eukaryota, Viridiplantae, Streptophyta, Magnoliopsida, Fabales, Fabaceae. Gene Ontology annotation, molecular function: ubiquitin protein ligase activity. The record is from RefSeq and is a predicted model, not a curated record. Gene Ontology annotation, biological process: ubiquitin-dependent protein catabolic process. The transcript has 3 exons.